Messenger RNA from Castor canadensis (American beaver), 1926 nucleotides. RefSeq names its product CWF19 like cell cycle control factor 1 (gene Cwf19l1). Gene Ontology annotation, cellular component: post-mRNA release spliceosomal complex. Gene Ontology annotation, biological process: mRNA splicing, via spliceosome. Lineage: Eukaryota; Metazoa; Chordata; Mammalia; Rodentia; Castoridae. The record is from RefSeq and is a predicted model, not a curated record. Gene Ontology annotation, molecular function: RNA lariat debranching enzyme activator activity.
UUUGUCCCCCUGGAGCGCGCGUUCGUAGUUCCAAUUUCAGGUGGUCGCCCAGCCUAGGUUUGCCGGGAGGAAUGGCUCAGAAACCGCUGCGCCUCUUGGCUUGUGGAGAUGUUGAAGGAAAGUUCGAUGUUUUAUUCAGUAGAGUUCGAGCAAUUCAGAAGAAAAGUGGAAAUUUUGAUCUGCUGUUGUGUGUAGGAAAUUUCUUUGGCUCCACCCCAGAUGCUGAAUGGGAGGAGUACAAGACUGGCAUCAAGAAAGCCCCUAUUCAGACAUACGUGCUUGGUGCCAACAACCAGGAAACAGUGAAAUAUUUCCAAGAUGCUGAUGGGUGUGAAUUAGCUGAAAACAUUACUUAUCUGGGUCGUAAAGGCAUCUUCACUGGAAGCUCAGGGCUGCAGAUUGUGUACCUCAGUGGGACAGAGUCCUUAAGUGAACCUGCUCCAGGUUACAGUUUUAGUCCCAAGGAUGUGUCUUCCCUGAGAGCAAUGCUGUGUUCAACAUCCCGGUUUAAGGGCAUUGAUAUCUUGCUUACAUCCCCAUGGCCCAAGUGUGUGGGGAACUUUGGGAAUUCUUCUGGAGAAGUGGAUACCAAAAAAUGUGGUUCUGCUUUGGUCUCCAGUCUUGCCACAGGAUUGAAACCAAGAUAUCAUUUUGCUGCUUUGGAAAAGUCAUACUAUGAGAGGCUUCCAUAUCGAAACCACAUUGUUCUGCAAGAAAAUGCACAACAUGCCACCCGGUUCAUAGCUCUGGCAAAUGUUGGAAAUCCAGAAAAGAAAAAGUAUCUUUAUGCAUUCAGUAUUGUUCCCAUGAAACUAAUGGAUGCAGCAGAACUGGCAAAACAGCCUCCAGAUGCCACUGAAAAUCCUUACAGAAGAUUUGGAAAGGAAUCAACCACAGAAAAGCAAAUUCCUGCCCCUGAGGAAGAAUCAGCUUGUCAAUUCUUCUUUGACUUAAAUGAAAAGCAGGGAAGGAAGCGUUCAUCCACCGGCAGAGAUGGCAAACCUCCUUACCCAAAGCAUGCUCGCAAGCCUCCUCAGCCACCAGGAUCCUGCUGGUUUUGUCUUGCCAGCCCUGAAGUGGAAAAGCAUUUGGUGGUCAACAUUGGCACACAUUGCUACCUCGCCCUGGCCAAAGGAGGCUUAUCUGAUGACCAUGUCCUCAUCCUGCCCAUUGGACACUACCAAUCAGUGGUAGAGCUUUCAGCAGAAGUGGUGGAAGAGGUGGAGAAGUAUAAGUCUACGCUGAGAUGCUUCUUUAAGAGUCGAGGGAAACAGUGUGUUCUGUUUGAGAGGAAUUAUAAGAGCCAUCACCUCCAGUUGCAGGUCAUUCCUGUGCCACUCAGCUGCUGUGCUACAGAUGACAUUAAAGAUGCCUUUAUUACCCAGGCACAAGAACAACAGAUAGAGCUGUUGGAAAUCCCAGAGCACUCAGACAUCAAGCAGAUUGCACAGGCAGGAGCAGCCUAUUUUUAUGUUGAACUUGACACAGGAGAGAAGCUUUUCCACAGAAUUAAAAAGAAUUUUCCUUUGCAGUUUGGAAGAGAGGUAAUGGCCAGUGAAGCCAUUCUUAAUAUUCCUGACAAGUCUGACUGGAGGCAGUGUCAGAUCAGCAAGGAAGAGGAGGAAAUCCUGGCUCAACGCUUCCGGAAAGACUUUGAACCCUUUGACUUCACUCUGGAUGACUAAGCAAAGGGAAGGCACUUUAUAUGCACAGGAAGUUGUUGCAGUCUCCCAUGGGGACUGUUUCUCUGCCUCUUUUUUGUGCAUUCCCAUGGAAGCUGCCUGCAGCAAGAGGCUGGGAUUGUUUGGGGUUUUGUUUUUUUUUUAAGAAAAGUCAUUUUAGGAUGAAAAUUCUAUGUUAAAAGCAUGUCCGUUUUCCAGCUAUAAGAACAGCUUGUAUUUAUCUACAUUUUUACAAACUUGAACU